UUCGCGAGGAGCUGAGCGCUUUCGCAUCAACUCCAGCAAAAAAAUAAUUUCAUACCAAAAAGGCGCAGGAUUCGAUCUCUUUGCGUUCUUCACGUCCACUCACCAAAAACCCCACCAAUAUCAACAAUGGCUCCCAUCACUAAGAAGUCGGGCAAGGCCCAGAAGCAGACCAAGAAGUUCAUCAUCAACGCUUCUCAGCCUGCCAGCGACAAGAUCUUCGAUGUCUCCGCCUUCGAGAAGUUCCUCCAGGACCACAUCAAGGUUGACGGCCGCACCAACAACCUGGGCGACAACAUCGUCAUCUCUUCCUCUGCCGACGGCAAGAUCGAGGUCGUUGCCCACAACGAGCUCUCUGGCCGCUACCUCAAGUACCUGACCAAGAAGUUCCUCAAGAAGCAGCAGCUCCGUGACUGGCUCCGUGUCGUCUCCACCUCCCGCGGUGUUUACGAGCUCAAGUUCUUCAACGUCGUCAACGACGAGGCUGAUGAGGAUGACGAGUAAAUUCGCUUCUUUCCGGUACUAGGAUGACGAACAAAAAAAGAAAAAGCCAUUUUUGGGAAAAUGAUGAAAUGGGCUAUGGGAAACUAAUUGAAAAAAUAUUACAGCAAUCUGGGAUAUAUCUUUUUUCAUGAUGGAAGAUAUGUAUACUCACGUGCGGACUUGUGAAAGAGUCUGUCGCCAGCGUGUGGAUGCUGUUUAGAUUUUUUUUUAGUCAAGGGAAUAAACUGACCGGCCAUUUCGAGUGGACCUACAUCAAACA
Molecule: messenger RNA, 760 nt
Organism: Trichoderma asperellum CBS 433.97
Lineage: Eukaryota; Fungi; Ascomycota; Sordariomycetes; Hypocreales; Hypocreaceae
Gene: RPL22
Product: 60S ribosomal protein eL22
Biological process (GO): cytoplasmic translation
Cellular component (GO): ribosome
Molecular function (GO): RNA binding; structural constituent of ribosome
Source: RefSeq, a predicted model, not a curated record